AUGUCCUUCUUCCCACGAGGUUUCUACGAAGCCGACGCUUCAUCCUUCACCCCGCUCUUCCGCCUCCUCGACGACUUUGACAGCUACACCCGCCAGGCGGGCGGCCAGCCCAACGGCCGACGCGCAGGCGCCUCCAUCUGGCAGCCCAAGUUUGACGUCCGCGAGACCGACGACGCCUACGAGCUGCACGGCGAGCUGCCCGGCAUGAACAAGGACACGGUCCACAUUGAAUUCACCGAGCCGCAGACGAUGUCGGUCCGCGGCAGGGCCGAGCGCUCCUACUCCGAGGGCACCCCGUCGGCCGGCCAGAUCGAGGACGUGACCGACAAGCCCGCCAUCACCCAGGGCGGCGAGCCCUCGCACAAGGCCACCGUCGAGGACGAGGGCGCCGCCGCCGCCGCCGCCGAGCAGGCGCAGGCCGAGCCCCAGGCGCCCCAGUACAAGUACUGGCUCACCGAGCGCAGCGUCGGCGAGUUCUCUCGCACCUUUAACUUCCCGGCGCCGGUGCAGCAUGACGCCGUCUCGGCUAGCUUCAAGGACGGCAUCCUGAGCGUCUCCGUGCCCAAGGCCAAGAAGCCCGAGGCGCGCCGCAUCACCAUCUCCUAA
Messenger RNA from Metarhizium brunneum ARSEF 3297, 606 nucleotides. RefSeq names its product heat shock protein. The record is from RefSeq and is a predicted model, not a curated record. Gene Ontology annotation, biological process: response to heat; protein folding; response to salt stress. Lineage: Eukaryota; Fungi; Ascomycota; Sordariomycetes; Hypocreales; Clavicipitaceae.